This is a messenger RNA of Phalaenopsis equestris, 2332 nucleotides long. Its product is annotated as HBS1-like protein. Lineage: Eukaryota; Viridiplantae; Streptophyta; Magnoliopsida; Asparagales; Orchidaceae. Gene Ontology annotation, molecular function: GTPase activity; GTP binding. The record is from RefSeq and is a predicted model, not a curated record. The transcript has 11 exons. Bases 269 to 2152 code for a protein of 627 amino acids. Gene Ontology annotation, biological process: translation.
UCUUUAUUUCUUCCGGUCUGGCCGGCAGGAGUCGACUCGGCUCACUCCCAUCAUUCACUGGGCGGGUCAUUCUGACCCGUUAACUCCUUGCUUUCGGGACGUGGGAGCAGACCGAACACUCGCCUGCGCAAGUGGGAGAGCGAGAGCUGGCGGGAGGGAACUGCAUGCGGUUCAGUGUGAUGAGGAGUAUUCGAAUUCCGGUUUGUGAAUGCCGCGAUAAUUGGAGUUGACGUUGAUGAGCGAAUAGUCUUUCUUCCUUUUGGGCAAUAUGCCUCGCAAGACAAAUUACAGGCCUGAUUACGAUGAAGACUACGAUGAUGAUUAUGAUAUUUAUGAUAACUAUGAUGGUUAUGAUGACAAUGCACAUGGACUUUAUACUAAAGGAAAGACUUCUCAGCAAGAUGCAAAAUUGAAUAAACCCGAUCUUUGGUCAUGCUCCAUUUGCUCAUAUGAUAAUGAUCAAGAUUUUUUGCUUUGUGAAAUUUGCGGAGUUCUUCGUGACCCCUCUGUUGCCUCUGGCAAGGCCAGUGAUGCAAAAGCUAAACCACCAGCUUCGUUACCUAAAGGGGAUCAAUUAUUUCCAAGUGAUUCAUCUAUCAUGCAUUAUAACCCAAGUCAACUGAAUGAAUUAUCUGAAGACAGACAAAUUGGCAAUCGUACAGUCUCUAAAGCAAUACAACUCAAUCAAAACCUGGGAAAUAAUGCUAAGUUCAAUAUGGAAACACCACAAACUCUUGCCGAUGAUUUAGACUGUUUGAAGUUAGAUACAAAUGUUACAAAAAAAAAGGAGGAUUCACUAAACGAUUCCAAGCCCAGAAAAGGGUUAUUACUUGACCAAGAACAAGGAAAGAAGGAUCAGCUGAAUCUUGCAUUUGUUGGCCAUGUUGAUUCUGGAAAAUCCACAUUAUCUGGAAGAUUAUUGCACCUUUUGGGAAGAAUAUCCAACAAAGAAAUGCAUAAAUAUGAGAAGGAAGCUAAAGAAAAGGGCAAGGGAUCUUUCACUUAUGCUUGGGCUAUGGAUGAGAGCUCUGAAGAGAGGGAAAGAGGUGUGACAAUGACUGUGGCUGUUGCAUAUUUUGAUUCAAAGAAGUAUCACGUGGUUUUACUGGACUCCCCCGGCCACAAAGAUUUUGUUCCAAAUAUGAUAUCUGGUGCAACACAAGCUGACGCAGCUGUCCUUGUUGUUGAUGCCUCUGUGGGGUCUUUUGAAGCUGGUAUGGAUGGCAGUGGCUUUGGACAGACAAGAGAGCAUGCUCAACUUAUCCGGAGUUUUGGUGUUGAACAACUAAUAGUAGCUGUUAAUAAGAUGGAUCUAAUAGAUUAUAAGAAGGACAGAUUUGAUUUUAUUAAGGUGCAGCUUGGAUCUUUCUUGCGCUCAUGUGGUUUCAAGGAAUCAUGCAUAACUUGGAUUCCUCUUAGUGCCAUGGAAAAUCAGAAUUUGGUGACGGCUGCUUCGGAUUCUCGUUUGUCUUCUUGGUACCGGGGAUUGUGUCUUUUAGAUGUGAUAGACUCAUUGCAACCUCCACUACGUGAUGUUUCAAAGCCUCUACGUCUUCCCAUAUGCGAUGUCACUAAGUUACAGACACUCGGAAUGGUGGUGGUUUCUGGUAAACUGGAGGCUGGAGUUGUUCAAAUUGGUUCAAAGGUUUUAGUCAUGCCUUCUGGGGAAUUUGCUACCGUAAGAUCCAUCGAGCGGGAUUCUUCUGCUUGCAAUGCUGUAAGAGCAGGUGACAAUGUGGCUAUCAGUUUGCAAGGCAUAGAUCCCAUCCAACUAAUGCAAGGUGGCGUGCUGUGUCACCCAGAUUUUCCUGUGGCUGUGGCGACAAGAUUAGAGCUCAAGAUUAUUGUUUUGGACAUCAAAAUGCCAAUCAUAAUCGGAUCUCCUGUUGAGUUCCAUAUCCAACACGUAAAAGAAGCUGCAAGAGUGGUAAAAAUAGUAUCUUUGCUGGAUCAGAAAACUGGAAAGGUUUCUAAAGGUGCUCCCAGAGUCCUUAAAUCUAAGCAAAGUGCCAUAGUCGAGGUGGAUUUGGAUGGUGCUGUUUGUGUUGAGGAGUUCAGUAGAUGCAAAGCCCUUGGACGGGCAUUCUUAAGGUCUGCAGGGAAUACAAUAGCUGUUGGCAUUGUUACCAAAGUAUUUGAGCAGAAUGCAUAGAAUUUUAGGCAUGAUUAAAAGCCUGGUGAGCUUCCAGGAUUUUAUUUCUUAUUCUGUAGAAGAAUGUAGUACUCUGCUGUAGAGUAUGAGUAGAGAUUACUUGAGAGUUGAGGCUGUCUUCAAUUUUGUUGUUUGCCUUUUUUAUUGUAAAGAAUUUUUGUUCACUUUCACAAAUUAUUA